AUGUCUUUAGAGGACAAGAAAAACUUUGUGUACGCCCAGGAGGAGCCCCUCGAGGGCCGCGACGUGGGCCACUCAUCCUACGAAACAGGUUCCGGCGAAAUCACGGACUCUAAGCCAACAUCUUCUGGUUCCCGCUGGCAGGACUUUGUAGACGGCUUCAAACGUGUUGAGCUGGGAGACCUGGAUCCCAACCUGACUCAAGCCGAGAAAGUUGCGAUCGCGACCGCGCGUUCGCCUUUGCAGCGCCACUUGAAGAACCGUCACUUGCAAAUGAUCGCCAUCGGCGGUGCUAUCGGUACGGGUCUGUUUGUCGGGUCUGGUUCAGCCCUGAGAACUGGUGGCCCUGCAGCUGUACUGAUCGGCUGGGGUCUGAUUGGUCUCAUGAUUUACAGUGUGGUGAUGGCCAUGGGUGAGCUUGCCGUUACCUUUCCAGUGGCCGGUGGUUUCACCACGUACAUUCCACGUUUCGUCGACGACUCUUUUGGUUUCGCUAUUAACUACAUUUACAUGUUGCAAUGGCUGGUGGUCUUGCCUUUGGAAAUUGUUGCUGCAUCUAUUACUGUCAACUACUGGGGAACUCCUGCCAAGUAUAGAGACGGUUUUGUCGCCUUGUUUUACGUCGUGAUUGUCAUCAUCAAUAUGUUUGGUGUCAAGGGAUAUGGUGAGGCCGAGUUUGUCUUUUCCAUCAUCAAGGUCACUACCGUCGUUGGCUUUAUUAUCCUCGGUAUCGUGCUUAUCUGCGGCGGCGGGCCCGUCGGCGGUUACGUUGGGGGUAAGUACUGGCACAACCCUGGUGCCUUCAAUGGUGACAAUGCUGGUCAGCGUUUUAAGGCCGUGUGUUCUGUUUUCGUUACCGCUGCAUUUUCCUUUGCUGGGACGGAGCUCGUCGGUCUUGCUGCUGCCGAGACCGAAAACCCAAGAAAGGCCCUUCCACGUGCUGCUAAGCAAGUUUUCUGGAGAAUCACUCUGUUUUACAUCAUCUCUUUGUGUUUGAUUGGUCUCCUGGUUCCUUACACCUCAGAAAACCUGAUCGGAAGUUCUUCUGUUGACGCUGCUGCUUCUCCUUUUGUUUUGGCUAUCAAGACCCACGGUAUCUCUGGACUACCCAGUGUUAUUAACGUGGUUAUCCUGAUUUCUGUUCUUUCCGUCGGUAACUCUUCUGUUUACGCUUGUUCCAGAACUCUGUCCGCACUUGCCGACCAGGGAUUCCUGCCUCAAAUCUUUUCCUACAUUGACAGAAAGGGUAGACCGCUAGUCGGCAUCCUUGCAACCUGCACCUUCGGACUUUUGUGCUUCAUUGCUCAAUCUAAGAAGGAGGGAGAUGUCUUUAACUGGCUUAUGGCGUUGUCAGGUUUGUCCUCUCUGUUCACCUGGGGUUUUAUCUGUAUUUGCCACCUAAGAUUCAGGAGAGCCCUCGCCGCUCAAGGCAGAUCUACAGAUGAGCUGGCAUUUACUUCUUAUGUUGGCGUUUGGGGUUCUUACUUUGGUGUGAUCCUGAUUUGUUUGGUUUUCAUUGCCCAAUUUUGGAUUGCUGUGUGGCCAAUGGGAGGGACACCUAACGCGUCUGACUUUUUCCAAGCCUACUUAUCGGUAGUGGUCGUGCUCUUCUUCUACCUGGCCCACAAGCUUUACACCAGGAACUGGACUUUUGCUAAGAGAGCCAAAGACAUUGACAUUGACACCGGUAGAAGAGAAUUGGAUCUUGAUGCUCUCAAGCAGGAAAUUGCCGAAGAAAAGCUUCGCUUGUCUACUAAGCCCUGGUGGUACAGAGUUUAUCACUUGUGGUGUUAA
Molecule: messenger RNA, 1791 nt
Organism: Lachancea thermotolerans CBS 6340
Lineage: Eukaryota; Fungi; Ascomycota; Saccharomycetes; Saccharomycetales; Saccharomycetaceae
Gene: GAP1
Product: amino acid permease GAP1
Exons: 1
Coding region: 1-1791 (596 amino acids)
Biological process (GO): amino acid transmembrane transport
Cellular component (GO): membrane
Molecular function (GO): amino acid transmembrane transporter activity
Source: RefSeq, a predicted model, not a curated record